AUGAAAUACUCUGUUAUCGCCGGCCUGUCCCUGUUGGGAUCGGCUAUGGCUACUACUGUGCCCACCAUUGAGAUCAAGGGCAAGAAGUUUUUCUACUCCAACAACGGCACCGAGUUCUACAUCCGCGGUGUCGCCUACCAGGCCGACUACAACGGCCGUAACGGUGGCUCCAGCGGUAGUAACAAUGACUACGUUGACCCUCUGGCCGAUGUCGAGAGCUGCAAGCGCGACAUCCCCUACCUGGUCGGCCUCCGCACCAACGUUGUCCGUACCUACGCCGUCAACCCUAACUCCAGCCACGACGAGUGCAUGAGCGCCCUGGCCGAUGCCGGCAUCUAUGUCAUCUCCGACCUGUCCUCGCCCACCGAGUCCAUUGUUCAGACUGACCCUUCCUGGAACGCCGACCUGUUCACCCGCUACUCCCAGGUCAUUGAUUCCUUCGCUAAGUACCCCAACGUGAUCGGUUUCUUUGCCGGUAACGAGGUCGCCAACAUGGUCAACAACACCAACUCCAUGGCCUACGUCAAGGCCGCCGUUCGUGACAUGAAGUCCUACAUCAAGGAGAAGAACUACCGCUCUUCUCUCGCCAUUGGUUACGCUACCGAUGACGAUGCCGCUGUCCGUGACAACAUCGCCAAGUACCUGGUCUGCGACGACGCCUCCGACUCCAUUGACAUGUUCGGCUACAACAUCUACGAGUGGUGCGGUGACUCCACCUACCAGACCUCCGGAUACAAGGCCCGCACUGAGGAAUUCAAGGACUAUCCUGUCCCCGCCUUCUUCUCCGAGUAUGGCUGCAACAACCCCCGCCCUCGUAAGUUCACCGACGUGCCCGUUCUCUUCGGCCCCAAGAUGGACAACGUCUGGUCCGGCGGUAUCGUCUAUAUGUACUUCGACACCGGCAACAACUACGGCCUGGUUUCCACCGACGGCAACUCCGUCUCCACUCUGCCCGACUACGGCAACCUCUCCAAGCAGAUGCUGUCCGCCACCCCCUCCGGUGUCAACAGCGCCAGCUACUCCGUCUCGACCACCGUCGGCCAAGCCUGCCCCACCGUUGGCCCGGACUGGCUCGCCGCUUCCAAGCUCCCUCCCGCCCCCAACGCUGACCUCUGCGAGUGCAUGUACAGCUCCCUGGACUGCGUGCCCGUGGAUGGCAUCUCCGACAAGCAGUACACCGAUACCUUCUCCUACCUCGGCGGCAGCGAUGGCGUCCUCGACGGUGUGAUCGGAAACGCCACCGAUGGUACCUACGGUACCUAUUCGAUGUGCAACAAGCUCCAGCGUCUCGGUUGGGCCAUGAACCGCUACUAUGAGAUGAAGGGCAAGUCCGACAAGGCCUGUGACUUCAAGGGUGCCGGCAAGCAGGUCUCCGGCACCUCCGCCUCCGGUGCCUGCGCUUCCCAGAUGAAGCAGGCCGGUCCCGCUGGCACUGGCAUCGUCGCUGCUUCCCUGGCUGCUUCCAACGGCGCUGCCUCGGGCGGCGGUAGCUCCAGCUCCACCUCCAAGGGCGCUGCUGGUUUCGUUGGCCCCAAGGCUGUCCACGUUGGCUCGUGGCACGCGGGUGCUUAUCUGGUUGCCGCUGUGGCUUCCGGUGCCUUUAUGAUUAUGCUGUAA
Messenger RNA from Penicillium cinerascens, 1617 nucleotides. Its product is annotated as glycoside hydrolase family 72 protein. Gene Ontology annotation, biological process: fungal-type cell wall (1->3)-beta-D-glucan biosynthetic process. The transcript has a single exon. Bases 1 to 1617 code for a protein of 538 amino acids. Lineage: Eukaryota; Fungi; Ascomycota; Eurotiomycetes; Eurotiales; Aspergillaceae. The record is from RefSeq and is a predicted model, not a curated record. Gene Ontology annotation, molecular function: 1,3-beta-glucanosyltransferase activity. Gene Ontology annotation, cellular component: fungal-type cell wall; cytoplasm.